Molecule: messenger RNA, 3155 nt
Organism: Pocillopora damicornis (cauliflower coral)
Lineage: Eukaryota; Metazoa; Cnidaria; Anthozoa; Scleractinia; Pocilloporidae
Product: GRIP and coiled-coil domain-containing protein 1
Cellular component (GO): Golgi apparatus
Source: RefSeq, a predicted model, not a curated record
UAAACAUACGUGUCGAACGCUUCUGAUAGUUCAAUUUUCCUACCGAGAAUUCAUGUCGCUGGUGUAGGGCUCUCUUCUCGUCAAAAAAACAAACCGUUGACAUAUGAUAGUUUAAGAAUAUCGUGGGGUCUACAAGUGACCGACUUUUCCUUAUUAAAUGGCGAUGAACUGCUAGCGAAGUAUGAUGCUAAAGGAGUCAGUACAAAUAUUUUAAGGAAUAAUCCUUCGUGUUUAUAUGGAGAAAAAAUCACGCUUUGAGCUCAUAAAACUUGUAGAGGCACAGAAAGAGCAACAGAAUCGUUAUGAAACAAGACUUAGAGAUGUUGUCCGUGCCUACAAGAAUCUAUUACAAGAAAAAGAAGCAUUAGAAGCUACUGUCAAGGUUUUAACAAGUGGUAACACCCAGCCUACAAAAAGCAGUCAGAGAAAUGAACCAUCCCAUAGCAGAGAUCAGAAGGAAGUUGUCAAAGAUGAAAUCAGUAGUGAUAAGGCUAGUAAGAGUGGUGGUCUAGCAAGUCCUUUGGAAGAAGAUGGUUUUAAGAAAGGAGAGGUGCUGGAUCAUCCCCUAGCAGUUAAGGAUGAUGAAGGAAAUGAUGAAAGUCAAUUACCAUCUGACAAGGAAGACAACUCGUCUGAACAUGGUGAGUUGGAAACCCUGCAAGAGAAGAUAGUAACUCUUACAACAUCACUUGCUACUGUUAUGGAGCAGAAAUCAAAGAUGGAAGCCAGCUACCAGGCAGAUAAAAAGAAAAUGAUGCAAGAACAUGAGGCCAAAGUUACAGAGUAUGCAGAAGAAACAGAAAAGCUGAAUAAGAAUGUGGAAACACUUGAAGAACAACUUCAAGAGCUCAAGCUGCGCAUGAGACAUGAACAGCAAGCUCGUGAAGAAGAGCAAAACAACCAUGUCCUCAUGCUGCGUGAACUUCAAAUGCUGUUGUCCACAGAACGCUCCACGAAGGAAGAUCUUGAACAACAGUUAGAAGAUGCCAAAGAACAGAUUGUACUAUCAAAAAAGUUACCUGGUAGCAAAACAGAGGAAUAUGAACGUCAGAUUGCCUUGCUGCAGCUCGAGUUACAAGGAGUUCAGAAGAGGUUGAAGGAAGCAGAGCAAGCUUCCACAAGACCUUCGCCCCUGCUGAUUCAGUUGCAAGAGGAAAUGUCCAAGAUGAAGAAAGAAAAUGCUGAGGCUGUCAUAAGGGAGCAGAAGAGAGCCAAUGAUGCUGAAGAAAGGUUGAGGAUUAUUACAAGUUUAGAAGAGUGUAGAGUAGCAGAUUUGGAGGUGAAACUCUCUGAGUUGUCAGAAGUUGUUGGCAAUUAUGAAAAACUCAGACUACAAGACCAGCAAGCUAUACAGAAACUGAAAGAUCGUUUGCAGAAACUAGAUUCAGAAAAUGCUACGUUAUCAAGACAGCUUAGUAUAGAUGAGAAUCAGAUGCCAGACAAUGAAAAGGAACUGAGAGAAAACGAAACACCAGAGGACUUGAAAAAGCAAGUUUUUAAGUUGAAAGGAUUACUCAAGAUUGCUCUUAAUUCUUCUGACACACCAGUGAAUUUAGAGGAGCUAAGCAAGUCAGAGUUAGAGUCCUUCUUUGCCAACGACCCGUCUCACAAGGUUUGUGAACAAGAGCUGCGCCAACUAAAAGAAGAGUUUGAACGGUAUAAAGUAAAAACACAAGCCCUACACAAGAACAAAUCUUUUAAAGAACUAAGUGAACAGUUGGAAAAUUUGGAAGCAUUAAAGAAACGUAACAGGGAUUUAGAACAACAAACUGAAGAGUUAAAAGAUCUGGGCCUUGAAAAGGAACGGGAUCAUAAAAAAGUGAUCUCCAACCUACGAGAUCAAGUCAAAUUGCUGGAAGAGAAACACAAACGUGAACAAGAAGAAACAAGUACUGUUUACAAACAAAGACUUGAGGAACUGGAAAGACAGGUUUUAAAUCAAAGGGAAAGAACUCUUGCGCUAGUGGCAGAAAAAGAUUCAGAGAUUGAGACGCUGAGAAGCCGUAGUCCUUCAAGUAGUCCUUCAGUAGAGAAUGUGGGUAAAACAAGGCAAGUGUUUUCUUACCCGAGAAAGUUUGUGGAGGUGAGCAGUGGGUCCCAGGUCACUUUGGACUCUCCCCAGUCUUCCGAUGCGGAUGUAGCUGUUCAUCAACUUUUAUCCAAGCCUUCUGGGGUUAGCAACAGUGAAAGCACAUUAGUACAUUACGCUCAACAACAAGCCAGAAGGGAUGCAGAAAGCGUUGCGAUACGACGUCAGAAGAACGAGUUGGAGGCGUCCCUGAGAGAUGCUGAACUAAGAGGUGAAAAGCUGAUUGAUCAAACCAACGUUCUUAAGGAAGAAAUCAGAAAACUGGAAAGAGAUAGAUCUCGCGAGAGUGCCAACCUGGAAUACCUUAAGAAUAUCGUGCUUAGGUUUAUGAUGAGCACCAGUUACUCUGUCAAACAGCAAAUGAUCACUGCCAUAGCAACCGUUUUGGAAUUCAGUCCCAAAGAGCUGAGUCAAGUGAGAAAAGUCCAGUCAGCUUCGUGGUGGCCCGGAACAUAAAGUGGCGGCCAACCUCAUCGGUAACCGCCCUGCUUGGGGAGGAAUUAAAAUUUCAAAAAUGAUCCUAGUAAUUUAGUCUCGCACCCAGACCUUCCACGGCUAAGCGGUAGGAUUUGGGUACGCGAUUACUAGUACGUAAUUUUCUUUAAAGAGUAUUUUAUUACAGGGGUGGGGAGGGGAACAAUUAUUUUUCAGGAAGUCAAAUAUAUAAUAUAUAUUCAUGUUUUCCAUUUGUACGUUAAACGAUAAUCAAUCGGUUACAAACAUACUCCCUUUGAGUGAAACUCUCCUAAGUUGUGAUAAAUCGAUUCGGAAUUCAUCGUCCUGCUCACUGGAAUUACUAGAUGCAUUAGUCAGCCCGAUUUACUGAGGUCUUUACUGUAUGGGAAACGGUUUCGUGUUGUCAUCUGCAAAGAACACAGAUGCGCCCAGGUGUUCCCAAGUUUUAACUCGCAUAUCGACCCGUUGAUUUCACGCGUUAGUUGUUGUCGUUGUCUUGUCAAGUUCUACCUUUACGGUGGACUGCGAGCAGUCGCCCCUUUUCGGCGAAGACUAUCGUGCGAGUGAAAAAGAAAAACUGAUUGAUGUCAGCAAAGCGCACUCCUAGAAA